This is a messenger RNA of Hydra vulgaris (swiftwater hydra), 786 nucleotides long. Lineage: Eukaryota; Metazoa; Cnidaria; Hydrozoa; Anthoathecata; Hydridae. The record is from RefSeq and is a predicted model, not a curated record.
GCAGCGAUUAUCACAUUCACGGCGCUCACUAGAGUGUUUAAGCAAAGGUGUUUACGCUAGGUAUAAUUCCAACAGUUUCUUUCUAUCCUAAAAAUGAGUUUUGUAUCUAAGGCGUAUUUGCAAUUUUUAAAAUGUGACAUAUCAAAAUCACUUAAAAUAAUUCAAUCAUGUGCUUCAAAAAGUUAUUUUUCUGUAACCAGGGUGAAACUUGGAAGAUCACCAGAAGAGAAAAAAAAAGAUGAAGGAAUUCCUGAACCUCCACCUGUUGAAAUAUGUCAUUGUAGGAGAGAUAUAAGAAUUGCACCCAAAAAAAUGCUUCUCUCUGCUAAUCUUGUUGCAAGAUUACCAAUUAAUGAGGCAAUUGCACAGGCACAAUUUUCUAUAAAAGGUGCUUCUGAAGUUGUAAAAGAGGUUUUAAAAGAAGCUCAAGAUAUUGCUGUUAAAAAAUAUGGUGUUGAGGAUCCUUCAUACUUAUAUGUUGAUCAAUCAUUUAUUGGGCGUGGGCAGCACCUUAAGCGUAUUAAUUAUCGAGGACAAGGAAGAAUGGACAUAAUGAGACGACACUAUUGCCAUUACUUUGUCAUUCUAAAAGAGGGUACUCCUCCCGGAAAAAAUAUAAGUAGAACCAGAUCAAGAUAUUUGACACCUUUAGAAAAAAAAUUGCGUUAUCCCAAGACAAUUAAAAAUUCACUAGCUUGGUGGUAAAAUUAGUCUUGUUCCGUUCCGCGGAAAGUUUUCUGUGAGUGGAAAUUCACCUUUAUGAAAUUAUAGUGGAAAAACCGUGUA